AUGUCUACAAAUAUUCCCAAGACCGAUACAGGCACGUCUGGUGUCCGGCACGACAUGCUGGGAGGUCUGCGCCUCCGCAAUGAAGAAACCAAUGAGAUAAUCCUCAUACCAACCCCAACAAAUGAUCCCAAUGACCCGCUCAACUGGUCCAAGCCAUACCGCUUUUACAUCGCCGUACUCGUCUCCUGCGCCAUCUUCUUCAGCAACUUCCUAGCAGCUGGUCCUUCGGUUGCCAUCGUCAGCACGACCGAAUCCUUCUUUGGUCCGCCCGGUCCCGAUUUCAGCGCCAAAGUUUCCAAGAUUGCCUACUUCUUCACCACCACUGCUCUUCUCCAGGGCAUGGGAAACUUAAUAUGGAUGCCCUUCGUUGCCAAGUACGGCCGUCGACCUACCUAUGUCCUGUCAUUUACAAUGUAUACAGCUGUCGCUGCGUGGGCUGGUGGUGCAACUACUUACGGCAGUGCGUUGGCUGCGAGAAUCCUCAUGGGUUUUGCGUCGGGUGUUGCUGAGUGUCUUGCCCCCUUGACUAUCUCGGACCUGUUCUUCUUGCACGAGAGAGGUGCAGCCAUGGCGAUAUAUACCACUGCGCUGUCCGCUGGCGUAGGUGUUGGAAUCAUUGUGGCUGGACUCAUUACCAUCAAUCUAAGCUGGCGGUAUAUCUACUGGGUAUCGGUGGCUUUGAUUGGAGUAUGUACCAUUCUGAUCAUCUUGACGUUCCCCGAGACCGUCUACAACCGCCAGGAAACUACAGAAGGAACACAUACGCCCAUUGAUGCCAACUCCAAGGAUCAGGAUCAGGAUCAGGAUAUUGAAAAGGUACAGUUUGAAGAAGCCUCGACAUCUGGACACACAUCUUAUACUCCACCCCCAAAGCGCACAUUCCUUCAAAACCUGUCUCUGUACAGCGGCACACACACCAAAGAGUCCAUACUCAAGCUAUUCUUCCGGCCGGUCGUUCUCCUCACGCUUCCACCAGUGCUUUGGGCUACCCUCGUCAUGUCCGUUACCAUCGGCUUCCUCGUUGCCAUCAGUUCCAACUUUGCUGUAGCUUUUUCUGCCACCUAUGGCUUCAAGCCGUGGCAAGCCGGCUUAUGCUUCAUUUCAUGUCCCAUCGGCGCCGGUGUUGGAGCAUUCUUUGGAGGCUACUUUAGCGACAAGGUGGCGGAUCGACUGACUCGGAAGAAUGGUGGUAUUCGAGAGCCAGAGAUGCGAUUGCCUGCUAUUCUCAUAUCGCUUGUCAUCGCGCCGCUCUCCCUGGUUCUGUAUGGUGUAGGCAUCGAUCGCAGCUGGCACUGGAUUAUCCCUACCAUUGGUCUGGGUCUUUUGAACAUGGCAAUCGUUCAGGCUACCAACGUCAGCUUGGUCUAUACAAUUGACAGCUACCGUCCCGUUGCAGGAGAGUUGGCAGUGACGCAGCUAGCGUUCAAGUCUGCUUUCGGAUUUCUCCUCUCUUUCUACACUAAUCCUUGGAUUGAUAUCAGCGGAUAUGCUAAUGCAUUUGGCGCCAUGGCUGGAAUCUCGGGGGCGGUUAUUUUGUGCUGGGUGCCUAUUUAUAUCUGGGGGCGUAGGAUCCGCCAUGCUACGUGGAACUGGGGCUACAUUGAGAAGUUUGUUCACUGGAAUGUUGAUCGCGAAGUGGAUGCGCAAGAUAAACCGUUCCGCUGUCAUGUUUGCGACAAAGCCUUUGGGCGCCAAGACAUUCUCAAACGUCAUGUGCUUGCGCAUAAUGGUGCAGAGUCUGGCGUGAAGCGAUACAAGCGCAUGUCUAAUGCAGCGCCCCGUGUUUCUCAAGCGUGUAAAGCUUGUGCGGGAUCCAAGCUCAAGUGUGACGAAGAUGCCUCCUGCAGACGUUGUGUCGCAAAGGGAAUUCCUUGUGAGAGGGAUACCCGCUUCACAGAAAUAGGAGAGAAAACCUGGUUGCUAAUCCAACAAGAUCAAGAACUGUUGAUACCCGUCUUGGAACCGAGUCAUCUAAGCUUGUCCGAAGACGACUUCUCCAAGUUUCUAAGAGGAGUCAUGACACCCGUGGAGGGACAGGAAAGCCGUCCAAUUGAUCAAGCUGAUCUCACCAGCAUCAACCAUAUUUACAAUUCGCUUCCGUCUCAUGGCCUCUUAGACUUCCGGGUCGACGGUGAUACGCGGUUCGACGAUGUCGCCAUGGAUCUUUGGGACUUGCCUUGUAGUCCAUCCUUUUACUACAACGGAAUCCUGCUAGAACCAAAAGCAUCCAUGGCCGUCAAUCCUGAGAUUCAACCGUCCAUCUCGGCCAACAAUACUCGUCCGGCUGUGCUAGGCCAUGUGGCAUAUAAGGAAUCGGCACUCGGAAUGUGGGAGCCAUCACAGAAUGACCACCUCAACUCCAACAUAAAGGCCCUAUCAGUUCUCGGCGACAGUCCCCAGGAUGCAAUCCAACUAAACAGCAGCUUGGAAGUAAGCAGCCAGCAGUUCAAACCACUCUCAGUUGGUCUUCGAGAUCAAUUGCUGCUAUUAACCCUGAACGCCUGUAAACCAGAGAGUAAACUGGCCAUCAUUAGAGCAUUCCCCCACUCAGAGAUCCUGUCUAAGCUCAUCGAGAGCUUCUUCUCUCACCACCGUGUCCAAAUUGACUCGUGGAUACAUGGCUCUUCGUUCGAGCCAAACCAACAGGGCGCAGAGCUUAUUCUCACCAUUGUCAACAUGGGAACCAUGUUCGCGGAUUCUAAGAUCUUGCAUUCUCUUGGCUUUGCGCUGCACGAAGUAGCUCGUUUGUCGUUACCUGUGAUGUUUGAGCGAGCAAAUUCUAUGACUAGAGCGCUGUGGGCUCUACAAGCGUUUGUUCUGGACAUUGAGAUGGGUCUGUGGAGUGGAAUCAAGAGGAAGAUGGAAAUUGCAGAAAGCCAGCGCCAGAUGCCUUUCACAAUGCUACGGCGUGGUAGAAGAUUUAGCAAAACCUACACCCCCGCUGAUCCCCCUUUGUCAGACGACACAGGCGAAACUUUGCAGAGCAAGUGGCUUGCCUGGGUUGAGCAAGAGAAUUACAACAGACUUACUUAUCACUGCUUUGUUAUGGAUACUCAAGUUAGUAUUGCCAUGUCGACAUGUCCCUUGAUAUCCUUCUCAGAGCUCAAGACGCCUCUGCCAGAGUCUAGUGAUCUAUGGCUUGCCAAAGAUGCAGAAGCAUGGAAAACCAUUUACUUGAGGCAGCAGCGCCAACAAACAAGGGUCACACUGUACGACUACUUUCGCAAUGCUGCAGAAAUCGACAGCAGCUAUGAUAUUUCGUUUUGUCAGCUUGUAGUCCUUUCGGGUAUCUGGGGAAUGGUUUGGCAGUGUCUCCAGAGCAUCGCCGUGCUAGACAAGCCGAGACACUCGGACCCAGCGUUGACUCUCCGGCAGCAAGAGAUCCUCCAGAUACUGCAUCGGUUUCGCGUUAACAUGAUGGGGGAUGAGGCAAGCUGGCAUAAUGGUCAGGUAACCAUGAUAUACCAUCUGGUGUAUAUGCACUUACACAUUCCUUUUGAGGAAGUUGAGCUGUUUGCGGGCAAGGGACAUCAGAGUGAUGCUCGGCACGCUCUGUCUGUACUGUUAGACUGGACCAACAGCCCUGAGUCACGGAAGGCAAUUUGGUACGCGGGCCAAAUUAUAAGAGCAGCGGAGACGUUCGAGCCUGGUCGACUUCGGGGCUUUUAUACUAUUGCGCUAUAUCAGGCGAACCUUGCCCUCUGGGCCUAUGCAGUGGUAUCGCAGGUCAAGGGGGCAAAUAAGAAUGACUCCAUUCUUACCAAUGAGGAGAUGGUUUGUCUGAACGGGCCGGAAUCUCCACUCGUGCAGAGGUUCAUCAGCCGAGGGGUGCCUUCGGUUGCAGUCAUCCAGCCAUCUGCACCGCAACACGGCGGUUCUCCCAUUCGGCUGAUGGACCGAGAGGCGGUUGUGAACUAUGUUCUCGGCAUCUUGAGUGCUAAUUUCUCGCACGUCGAGGCUGUGCCGCCUUUGGUCGAGAACCUUGAGCAGCUUCUGGACAAACUGGGCCGAGCCGAAAUUGACGUGUAG
Fusarium verticillioides 7600 is the source of this 4029-nucleotide messenger RNA. RefSeq lists its product as hypothetical. Lineage: Eukaryota; Fungi; Ascomycota; Sordariomycetes; Hypocreales; Nectriaceae. Gene Ontology annotation, biological process: DNA-templated transcription; regulation of DNA-templated transcription; transmembrane transport. Gene Ontology annotation, molecular function: DNA binding; zinc ion binding; DNA-binding transcription factor activity, RNA polymerase II-specific. The record is from RefSeq and is a predicted model, not a curated record. The transcript has 9 exons. The coding region runs from base 1 to 4029 and encodes 1342 amino acids.